Paramisgurnus dabryanus is the source of this 2039-nucleotide messenger RNA. RefSeq names its product eukaryotic translation initiation factor 4A1B (gene eif4a1b). Gene Ontology annotation, molecular function: nucleic acid binding; RNA helicase activity; ATP binding. The record is from RefSeq and is a predicted model, not a curated record. NCBI's taxonomy places the organism in Eukaryota, Metazoa, Chordata, Actinopteri, Cypriniformes, Cobitidae.
GGCCGAACGCUGCAAUCACAAUUUUUGUAGGAAAACCGUGUUAAAGUAUAUAGAACAUUUUCGCGCUGUGCUCGCCCUUUGUGAUAAUGUCGGCAGAUUAUGAAGAGAGACCGAGAGACAAUGGCCCGGAGGGCAUGGAGCCGGAUGGGAUCAUUGAAAGUAACUGGCAUGAGAUUGUGGACAGCUUUGAUGACAUGAGCCUGCGUGAGACUCUUCUAAGGGGAAUCUAUGCUUAUGGUUUUGAAAAGCCCUCUGCCAUCCAGCAAAGGGCUAUUCUCCCUUGUAUCAAGGGAUAUGAUGUCAUUGCACAGGCCCAGUCUGGUACCGGCAAGACUGCCACCUUUGCCAUCUCCAUCCUGCAGCAGAUUGACAUUGAGCUAAGAGGUUCACAGGCCCUGGUCCUGGCACCCACCCGUGAACUGGCUCAGCAGAUCCAGAAGGUGAUACUGGCUCUUGGAGACUACAUGGGUGCGACAUGCCACGCCUGUAUUGGAGGCACAAACGUGCGCAAUGAGGUCCAGAAACUCCAGGCAGAGGCACCGCAUAUUGUAGUAGGAACCCCUGGUCGUGUCUACGAUAUGCUUAAUCGAAAGUUCCUCUCUUCCAAGUACAUAAAAAUGUUUGUGCUGGAUGAAGCCGAUGAGAUGCUGAGUCGUGGUUUUAAAGACCAGAUCUAUGAAAUUUUCCAGAAACUGAAUACCAGCACACAGGUGGUGCUGCUUUCAGCUACCAUGCCUGCAGAGGUGCUGGAUGUCACUACCAAGUUUAUGCGCGAACCAGUGCGUAUCCUGGUGAAGAAGGAGGAGCUCACCCUUGAGGGUAUUCGUCAGUUUUACAUCAACGUUGAGAAAGAGGAAUGGAAGCUGGACACAUUGUGUGAUCUUUAUGAGACUCUCACCAUCACUCAGGCUGUGAUCUUCAUCAACACACGCCGAAAAGUGGAUUGGCUCACAGAGAAGAUGCAUGCCAGGGAUUUCACUGUCUCUGCUCUGCAUGGCGACAUGGACCAAAAGGAUCGUGACUUGAUCAUGAGGGAAUUUCGCUCUGGCUCCAGUCGUGUCCUUAUUACCACAGAUCUGCUGGCGAGAGGUAUUGAUGUUCAGCAGGUGUCUCUGGUGAUCAACUAUGACCUCCCAACCAAUCGGGAGAAUUACAUUCACAGAAUCGGAAGAGGAGGUCGUUUUGGCAGAAAGGGUGUUGCUAUUAAUAUGGUGACUGAAGAUGACAAGCGUACGCUGCGAGACAUUGAGACCUUCUACAACACUACCGUAGAAGAGAUGCCCAUGAAUGUGGCUGACCUGAUUUAGAGAUAUAUUUGACCCCCCUCUCUCCAACCCCACAAUCAUUCGCUCUUUAUAUUGUAGUUUAUGCACUUGUAAGUGGAGUAGAGGAUCGUUCAUUUUCUCUCUCUUUCUUCCACAUUUACGAACUAGGCAUUUCAUCCUCCCCAAAAUGUAAUUAUAAGAGUCAUUUUAUAAAACAGAAAUGCUGAAUGUGCAUCUCUCGAUCUCCAUCCAACUCAUAAUAAACUUUGUGAAGUACAAGCUCGGCCACCAAUGACGGAGACGAGCUGCGUGUUCUGUCUUUCUGCUCUCGAUUAGUCACCCCGAGCUCAUUGUUUUAGCGCAAAUCGCAGGAUUUGUAAUCGAUGUUUAUGCGUUGCUGUGUUUCCAGUGUACUUUGGAUACGUGGUAAAGUGUGCUAGCUUUUAAACUGACAAAAAGCAUUGGUAAGAUUACUUUUUCCAAAUCUGACUACUUGGAUUGUAAAAUUACAGUUACUGGAUUUUAAAAUCCAAGUAGUUAGUGUACUAUUUGUGGUAAAACUGUGGACCGGAGCUAUUUGAUCACCUUUGAGUUGCAUUCAAUAUAGGAAGUCUUAUGGGUUUCCUGUAUUUCUAAUUUUUGGAAUUUUGAAUGAUAAAAAAUGUCCUAUUGCAGCAUCGAGGUAUUUAAAUUUGUUUCAACAUUAAGUUAUUUUUUAUUUUUGUUAAUUGGGGGACGGGGGAGUUCAAUAAAGCUGCAGCGUAACUCUCUAAA